Messenger RNA from Vitis riparia (riverbank grape), 877 nucleotides. RefSeq names its product auxin-responsive protein SAUR67-like. The transcript has a single exon. Gene Ontology annotation, biological process: response to auxin. The record is from RefSeq and is a predicted model, not a curated record. Lineage: Eukaryota; Viridiplantae; Streptophyta; Magnoliopsida; Vitales; Vitaceae. The coding region runs from base 231 to 677 and encodes 148 amino acids.
UCAAGGUCCCUCCUUGUCCAUCCAGCACAUGGUUUUGCAUUCUAUGUUGCCAACACAUUGAAAGUUACAUUUCGGGGCUAUCUCUUGAAGCUGAGUAAUAUAUAAUAACCUACUUGUAUUGCCUUUCACACAGCACAACAAUAUCUUUCUAUUUUUCUGAAGGAAAAUCUCAUUUCUUUCUCAACAUUCUUUCUUGGAGUAUUCUCCCUCGAACUUGAGAAUUGGAUAGCAUGAUCAGUCCCAAGAAGCUCAUUAGAAUGGCAAGGAAGUGGCAGAAGGUAGCUGCCCUUGGUAGGAAAAGGAUCUCACUGGGAAGAAUCAAUACGGGUGUGGAUGCAGACAGCUGCAGCACAUCAUCAGUGGCUAAUAAAGGCCAUUUUGUUGUUUACAGCUCUGACAGAAGACGCUUUGUGAUACCCUUGGCUUAUCUUAACAGUGAAAUCUUCAGAGAGCUUUUCCAAAUGUCUGAGGAGGAGUUUGGGAUACAAAGUGAUGGCCCCAUCAUACUGCCAUGUGAUUCAGUCUUUAUGGACUAUGUGAUCUCAUUCAUCCAACGUGGUAUUGGAAAAGAUUUGGAGAGAGCUUUGAUCAUGUCUAUGGCUUCCAGUAACUGCUCAUCCUCUUCAUACUUCCAUCAAGAGCAGAACAAUGAGAGAUUACUAUUAUGUGUCUUCUGAAGAAAUCACACUUAAUUUUUGUUAUCGAUCCACACAAAUUUAGUUGGAUAAUAUACAUAAUGAGAAUUUCCAAAGUAUUUUCUUCAUGUUUUCUUGUCUUCUCAUAGGUUAUAUUGCUUAUUGCCUCCAAAUGAGUUGUGGACAAAAUCUGUUAUGCUUAGAGAAGUAGGUACUACAAGUGCUAUUAAGUUUACCAUUCA